GAAAGGACUGCACAAAACAGAAGGAGUUACUGACGACUAUAACGAAGUACAACAACAGUACAUCAAUAAUUGCUGCCACAAUGUACGGGUUUAGAUUUGAGGGAGAUGUUUACAUCACUAUAGCCUGUGAAGUUGGUGUUUUCCCAGAGAAUCCUGACCAUAAAAUAUGCAAAAAUUCAUCAAGACGAAAAAGGGACACCGAAAUAACGAAAAGGGAUGUUGUAGAAACUGCAAUACACAGGAAGAACAUUAACGGAAAACUAAGAAUACUUGACUAUCCAUCUGAAUAUGGAAAUUCGGCCAGUGUAACUGGAGGUUCAUUUAAAUGGAGCAUGCUUUCCCUUGGAAUAAUGAUUUCGUCGCUUCUUUGCAGCAUAUAUAAAUGAAGGGACAUUUGAAACAGAAUUAUUUCAUUCUUUUAUGCCACAUUGUCAUUGUCUAUAUUUUUUUACUGUUUUUGUACAUUUACAGUUGACAAAGCAUUAAAACUUGAUUAAGAAACGUAUUAAAUAUUAUGCGGUUUUAUAUUUCAUCAAAAUUACCAAAUUUAGUUUUACAGAAACAAAACGUUA
Saccostrea cuccullata (small rock oyster) is the source of this 572-nucleotide messenger RNA. RefSeq lists its product as uncharacterized. NCBI's taxonomy places the organism in Eukaryota, Metazoa, Mollusca, Bivalvia, Ostreida, Ostreidae. The transcript has 3 exons. The record is from RefSeq and is a predicted model, not a curated record. The coding region runs from base 81 to 386 and encodes 101 amino acids.